This is a messenger RNA of Amyelois transitella, 3237 nucleotides long. RefSeq names its product glycosyltransferase 25 family member (gene Cap-d3). The record is from RefSeq and is a predicted model, not a curated record. The coding region runs from base 82 to 1776 and encodes 564 amino acids. Lineage: Eukaryota; Metazoa; Arthropoda; Insecta; Lepidoptera; Pyralidae. Gene Ontology annotation, molecular function: procollagen galactosyltransferase activity. The transcript is spliced from 10 exons.
UUAUUGUUUGCCGACCGGACGGGACUUCAAGAAAUUUAAUUUUAGUAGUGUUUUGUUAUUUAAUAAAUCGUGCAGACCAGAAUGCGUAUAUAUGCUAUUAUUGCUCUGUUAGGAAUUUAUUCAAUAAACUAUUAUGAGUGUUUUGACCAUGAUUCUGGUUAUAAAUGGCCUACAAUAGGCAUUUCUGUUCUUGUAAGAAACAAAGCUCACACCUUACCUUAUUUUUUAACUUGUUUACGCAAUCUAGACUAUCCCAAGGAUCGAGUAUACAUUUGGAUGUACAGUGAUUAUAAUGAAGAUAACAGCAUUGAAAUACUAGAGACGUGGGCAGAGAACUAUGCAAGUGAAUACAAUGGUGUGUAUAUUACCAAAAAUUCUACAAGUGCGAGACUGCACUAUGAGGAGAAAUCUCCAACUCACUGGAGCAAAGCACGAUUCCGUCACAUUAUUGCACUCAGGGAAAAAGCACUUGAGUUUGCCAAAAGAAUGUGGGCUGACUAUUUAUUUAUGAUUGAUGCAGACGUGUUUUUGACGGAUAUCCACGCACUGAAGAGGCUAGUGAGAAAGAACAUGACUAUAAUAUCUCCGAUGCUGUUGUCUGACGGACUCUACUCCAACUUUUGGUGUGGCAUGACCGCGAAUUACUAUUACCAAAGAACAGACGACUACCAGCCUAUCUUGCGGCGAGAGAACCAGUCAUGUCACGAGGUGCCAAUGGUUAACACGGCGGUAUUGAUAUCACUGCGGCAUAACGUUGCGGAUAAACUGACCUACGACCCUAAUAAAAUAGAAAAGUACGACGGACCGCAGGAUGACAUCAUAGCAUUCGCAAUAAGUGCUAGGAAUAGUGGAGUCACCCUAAACAUAUGCAACGACCAUCUCUACGGGUUUGUCCUGGUUCCCCUCGAGGAAACAGACGACCUUACAAAAGACAAUGAACAGCUCCUCAACAUUAAGCUGGAAGCUAUUGGUCGCAGUAUACCGCUGACCGUGGACCCGCCCUUGCAGAAUUAUGUGAAAUAUCCGGAGAAGUGGAAGUUUGGGUUAGAUGAGAUUUAUAUGAUCAACCUGGAAAGAAGACCGGAGAGAAGACAGCUGAUGGAGCUUAGUUUCAAAGAACUCGGCAUGGACGUUAAGCUGUUUCAAGCUGUUGACGGAAGAAAAUUGGACUUGAAUGAUCUAAGAGAAUACUCUGUUACUCUGAUGCCUAAUUACGAAGAUCCCUAUCACAAAAGACCGAUGAAGGCUGGCGAGGUUGGCUGCUUCCUGAGCCAUUAUUACAUUUGGGAAGAGAUAAUAAAGAAUAAGUACGCGAAAACCUUAGUGCUUGAAGAUGACGUACAUUUCGUGCCGUACUUCCGGCACCGGCUCCUCGGGCUCAUGGACGAGGUCAAGGAUAUCGACUGGGACCUUCUAUAUCUAGGCCGGAAAGUAAUGCUUGGUGGAGACGAAGAAUACAUAACGGAGCAUACCACUCGGCCGCUCUACUCGUACUGGACUCUAGGCUAUAUAGUGACUGAACGCGGUGCCAAGAAACUGAUGGCUGCCGGUCCCAAAGAGAAUAUGCUGCCCGUCGACGAGUUUCUGCCUAUCAUGUUCGAUCAGCAUCCCAAUGACACUUGGAAGUCUCAUUUUCCGAAGCGCGACCUCAUAGCACUGUCAGCGGCUCCCCUUCUAGUCUAUCCUACGUAUUACACCGGAGAGGAAGGUUACAUCAGCGACACAGAGAAUUCGGAUAUAGUACAACUGCCUGAAGACUUACACAACGAGCUGUGAGCUGUUAGUACUGGUAGUUAGAUUUUAGUUUCACUUUAGUACAGUCAACAACAUAAACUAAAAACACGAUUUAAAAUUUUUUCGCAUAUUUAUUAAACUAUAUUUCUGUUGAAAAAUAAUAAAAUGAUGGCUUUUGCUAAUAUGUUUUAAGAAUUCGCUUUUAUGUAUAUUAUUCGUCGUUUGAUAUGGUAAAAUAAUGAUAUAUUCAUACACCAUAACCAAUGCACUUUAUUAAGUUGUUGACUAUACUAGUAGUUAGAUUUUAAUUUACUUGUGAGCUGUUAGUACCAGUUGUUAGUUUACUUGAAAAUUUUUACUUUUAUACGACAUUUACAAAAUUGUGUGUCAAACAAAUGUUUGGACUAAUACAGUGCAACAGCUAUAUGUCAACUUUAAAUAAUGAUUUUUAAUCUGUUAGAAAGAUUUUGUAUGACUUUUAUACCAGUCGAGAAAUAAUUGUGCCAUACAAUUGUUGCCAUACAAUCUUUCAAAUCAGGCCAAUUAGAAAAAGAUGAAGGGGUAUGAAAUUGUUAUAUUAUAUAACCGUAUCCGUAGUUAGAUGUUUUAACGACGAAUUAACAAGUCGUUGUGCAGUAAUUACUGUCUAAUAUAUUUAUAUAGACGGCGAUAGCACAGAGAAAGAGUGUUGAGAAUAUAGUUCCUAAUAAAACUAACUAUAUGAUGCAUUUAAUAUAUUUUUAUAUUUUGUUACACCUUUUAUAAAGUUAAUAUAUUUUUAAUAUAUUUCAUAUUGGUUGAAUCAGAUUAUGAUAUUAGAAUUUCGAAAUAUGUAGUGGACUUUGUGACGCAUUUGUUGCAAAUUUGGUUGAAGUCUGCAGAUGUGGUUGCGGUGUCUGCUCGUAUUUUUUAUUAUUCACGGUAUUCGUUGCCCUAAAAUACUCACAUGACUGAUAAAAAAUAUAUGUUUGUUACUAUUUUAGUAAAUUUUAACCAUAGGUAAAGAAUACGUGGUUUUGACGAAUCUUUUAAGCUUAGUAAGAUAACUGCAGCGGAACAUUGACUCAUUCCUAUACUUUAUUUUUAAUUAAUUUUACAAAGUAAUAAAUAUGGUAAGAAUAAUUAUAUCAAGAUAGUCACUGCUCAAAUAUAGUCAUUAAUGCAUAUGUGGCAUAUGACAUAUAGAUGAUCUUUUUAAUAAAACAAUGAACAAAUCUAUUGCGAGGCGUCGUAACCAUAGGAAUCUGAAUGUUUUAAAAUCUGUAAUAUUAUUCAGAUUUAUAUGGAUUUUUUGUUAUCAAAUUGAUUAUAUGUUUGAUUGUAUGUCGUAUAUUCUGUAUAUAAUAUAAACAUAUUAUUUUUAUCAUUUGACCUAAUAAUAACAUAUUUAUAACAAAUGUAGUAUAAGUUCUUGUUUUAGAAACGACUAAGCGAAUCACUAUGUGCCAUAAAAAUCUUGUCAAAUAUAUUUUUCUAAUUAUAAUUGCUACUUAAAUAAAUAUA